AUGUUCAAGCAAGAUCCUCCACCCACAGAGAGCGAACCGAUAAGUUCACUUGGUCUUAGUCUGCAAAGCAGCGGUAGAACAAUUCCCUCAUUCAUUGGGCAGCUUCGCUCGACUGGGAAAAUACCAAGCAACACCUUCGCUUUCUACCUAUCCUCAGCUGGCGGGAAGGCCCCCUUCAAUGGUGAGUUGCUGGUGGGAGGAGGUGAUGCUUCGAAGUACGUACCACCGCUGCAAUUAAUCCCAUUCUCUACCACCGUCGAGGGCGACUAUUCCGUUGAACUCGGGUCUGUGAAAGUGAAUGAUGCUCCGCAAAUUACCACUCCCGGCGACGACAUUCUCUUGGACAGUGGAACCAAUUUCUUCCACGUCUCACCAGAUUACUACGAUGAUAUCACUGAGGAUGUCAAGGAACAAGCUGACAAGAUUGCUGGGAGGCCAGUGGAUUUAGAAUACGACGCAGGAGCUAAUCUGUGGAGAUUCUCAUGUGUUUAUAUGAACGCCUUGCCACCCCUGUCUCUAGGAUUGGGCCCUCAAGGAACUGUACCCUUGAAGCUGACCUACCUGAACUACGCCUUGGAUGAUAAUGGUUCCUGUUUCCUGCUUAUCAAGAAAGGGGAAGAAGAUGAAGCCUGGAUGCUUCCUGCUAAAGCUGUCAUCGGAAAUUACUACGAGUUUCAGCCUGAUCAGAGACGACUGGGGACCGCUCCAGCAAUCGCCUGA
Messenger RNA from Perkinsus marinus ATCC 50983, 720 nucleotides. Its product is annotated as cathepsin D precursor, putative. Lineage: Eukaryota; Perkinsozoa; Perkinsida; Perkinsidae. The transcript has a single exon. Gene Ontology annotation, molecular function: aspartic-type endopeptidase activity. The record is from RefSeq and is a predicted model, not a curated record. Bases 1 to 720 code for a protein of 239 amino acids. Gene Ontology annotation, biological process: proteolysis.